CAGAUGGAGGGGUUUACGUUUUAAUUGGCCUCCUGAAGGAUCCGAGUCAUGUGACGUUCUCAGCUUUAGGAGCGUAAGCAUGGCGGUCAGUGUUUGGUUUUUGAGCGCUGUUGUCACUUUUGUUCAUUUAACGCCGUUAACUUUUAUCAAAGAAGAAAAUCAUUUCAAACAGUGGAUGUUACAGCACAAUAAAGUUUAUGACCAUGAGGAGUUUAAUCACCGGCUCAAAAUAUUUACAGAAAAUAAAAAGAUGAUAGAACAUCAUAAUGCAGGAAAUCACUCAUUUACAAUGGGACUGAAUCAGUUCUCAGACAUGUCAUUUGAGGAAUUCGGGAAAUUCUACCUUCUGUCACAGCCCCAGAACUGCUCAGCUACUAAAGGAGCUCACGUCAGCAGGCCUCGUCCAAAUCCCCGGUCUAAAGACUGGAGGAGGGGAGGGAACGUUGUGACUCCUGUGAAGAACCAGGGUCACUGUGGGAGCUGUUGGACGUUUUCUACAACAGGCUGUUUGGAAUCUGUGAAUGCCAUUGAGACCGGGAAGCUAAUACCUCUGUCUGAGCAGCAGCUGAUAGACUGUGCCCAUGGCUUCAAAAAUUAUGGAUGCAUGGGUGGACUCCCCAGCCAAGCCUUCGAGUACAUCAAAUACAACAAGGGUCUUAUGACGGAGGAGGACUAUCCUUACAAAGGCCAUGAGGACACAUGUCUUUUUAAGCCUUCGCAUGCAGCUGCUUUUGUCUGGGAUGUUGUCAACAUAACCACUAAUGAUGAAAAAGCCAUGGUUGAUGCUGUGGCCUGGCUCAACCCUGUGUCCUUUGCCUUUGAGGUCACACCUGAUUUUAUGCACUACAAAGAAGGAGUUUACUCCAGUUUGCAGUGUGAGAAAACAGCAGACAAGGUGAAUCAUGCAGUCCUAGCUGUGGGUUACGGAGUUGAAAAGGACGGCAUGCUGUAUUGGAUCGUGAAGAACUCUUGGGGCACAGCCUGGGGAAUGGAUGGAUACUUUUUGAUUGAGCGAGGAAAAAACAUGUGUGGACUGGCUACGUGUGCUUCAUAUCCUCUAAUUUAGUCUGAAGAGAAACACAGACUGAACAAAGUCAUCCAGAGACAACAAAUGGGGUCAAAGUGAGGGAGUCGGCGUUCAUGAAGUGUUUCAUGCUGAACUUUGGUUUUCUGACCAUGUGUACAGUACAUGUAAAUGAUUUCACGUAGAAAUUGAAAAGGAAGAUAGAAUAAACAAAUGUUAAAAGUACUGUAAAACAUGUAUUUAUUUACAGCUGAAUUAGUACCAUGAUGUCCAUCCACCCACCCAUCCAUCCAUAUAUCGCUUACCCGUUAGGGGGUCUCUGGGCAGUACAAUGAUGUAUUUUAAAUACACGGUUACAUGAAAGAAGCUCAGGGCUAUUCAGAUACAUUAUUUUACAUUCUGACAUGUGGUGGCUACUGGGUUUAUUGUAUGUACUUGUAUAAAGUGUCCUUAUAUUGUUGUUAAAUUAAAUAUAUAUAUCCCAAUCAA
Messenger RNA from Cheilinus undulatus (humphead wrasse), 1513 nucleotides. RefSeq names its product pro-cathepsin H-like. Gene Ontology annotation, cellular component: lysosome. Gene Ontology annotation, biological process: immune response. Bases 80 to 1066 code for a protein of 328 amino acids. The transcript has 12 exons. NCBI's taxonomy places the organism in Eukaryota, Metazoa, Chordata, Actinopteri, Labriformes, Labridae. The record is from RefSeq and is a predicted model, not a curated record. Gene Ontology annotation, molecular function: cysteine-type endopeptidase activity.